UGGGCCGGCCUGGGGCUGGAUCCUCCCUCCGGUAGGCUGGCCUAGGCCGAUCCGCUCGACCCGGAUAGAAGCCUCAUUGGGAGCUCUGGUCGCCUGCUCUGCGCGUCGUAGCUCUCGCCCAGCCGCCGCCAUGGCCCAAGCAGACAUCGCCUUGAUUGGACUGGCCGUCAUGGGCCAGAACCUCAUUCUUAACAUGAAUGACCAUGGCUUUGUGGUGUGCGCGUUUAACCGAACGGUAUCCAAAGUGGACGACUUCCUGGCAAAUGAAGCGAAAGGCACUAAAGUUAUCGGGGCUCACUCUUUGGAAGAAAUGGUCUCCAAGCUGAAGAAGCCCCGGCGGAUCAUCCUGCUUGUCAAGGCUGGGAGUGCCGUGGACGACUUCAUCAACAAGCUGGUACCACUGCUGAGUGCCGGGGACAUCAUUAUUGACGGAGGGAAUUCUGAGUACAGAGACAGCACGAGGCGUUGCAAGGACCUCAAGGAAAAAGGCAUCUUGUUCGUUGGGAGCGGGGUGAGCGGUGGUGAAGAAGGGGCCAGGUAUGGCCCCUCACUGAUGCCGGGGGGAGCCAAAGAGGCAUGGCCUCACAUCAAGCCGAUAUUUCAGAGCAUCGCUGCCAAAGUGGGAACUGGAGAACCCUGUUGUGACUGGGUAGGAGACGAGGGGUCUGGACACUUUGUGAAGAUGGUGCACAACGGGAUUGAGUAUGGAGACAUGCAGUUGAUCUGCGAAGCCUAUCAUCUCAUGAAAGAUGUGUUGGGCAUGGACCAUGAUGAGAUGGCCAAGGUAUUUGAGGACUGGAAUAAGACGGAACUGGACUCCUUCUUGAUCGAAAUCACCGCCAACAUCUUGAAGUACCGGGAUGCUGAUGGGAAGCAUUUGCUACCUAAAAUCAAGGACAGUGCAGGCCAGAAGGGCACGGGGAAGUGGACAGCUAUCUCGGCCUUGGAGUACGGGAUUCCCGUCACUCUCAUUGGGGAGGCCGUCUUUGCACGAUGCCUGUCUUCCCUCAAGGAUGAAAGAGUACAAGCCAGCAAGCUGCUGAGUGGACCCAAAAGGAUUAAAUUUAACGGAAAUAAGACAGAAUUCCUGGAGGACAUCCGCAAAGCCCUCUACGCUUCCAAGAUCAUUUCCUACGCCCAAGGCUUCAUGUUGCUGAGGCAAGCAGCAAAAGAGUUUGGCUGGACACUGAAUUACGGCGCCAUCGCUCUGAUGUGGCGGGGAGGUUGCAUCAUCCGAAGUGUGUUCCUGGGGAAAAUCAAAGAAGCCUUUGAUCGAAAUCCUGAUCUCCAGAACCUCCUAUUGGACAACUUUUUUAAGACGGCGGUAGAGAAUUGUCAGGACUCGUGGCGACGUGCCAUCAGCACAGGCGUCCAGAUUGGCAUCCCGAUGCCAUGCUUCACCACUGCACUUUCUUUCUAUGACGGGUACAGGCAUGGCACUCUGCCUGCCAACUUGAUCCAGGCUCAACGGGAUUAUUUUGGUGCCCACACCUACGAACUGUUGUCAAAGCCAGGCGAAUUCAUCCACACCAACUGGACAGGACAUGGAGGCAAUGUCUCCUCCUCGUCAUAUAAUGCCUAGAAGGAACACUGAACAAAUACUGUAGAGCUAAAACAUUCCUUUCCCCCCCCCCCGGUUAUUCUCUGUACCUUCGGUGCUUUUCCUAGAGGUCACAUUUGGGGAAUGUUUUGUAAAGAAAUUGUUGUCAUGUCUUGGAAGAGAGCUGAAAUAAAAUUAUAAACUCUUCUUUGAAAA
Messenger RNA from Rhineura floridana, 1756 nucleotides. RefSeq names its product phosphogluconate dehydrogenase (gene PGD). Gene Ontology annotation, biological process: pentose-phosphate shunt, oxidative branch; pentose-phosphate shunt. Gene Ontology annotation, molecular function: NADP binding; phosphogluconate dehydrogenase (decarboxylating) activity. The record is from RefSeq and is a predicted model, not a curated record. The transcript has 13 exons. The coding region runs from base 131 to 1582 and encodes 483 amino acids. Lineage: Eukaryota; Metazoa; Chordata; Lepidosauria; Squamata; Rhineuridae. Gene Ontology annotation, cellular component: cytosol.